This is a messenger RNA of Antechinus flavipes (yellow-footed antechinus), 1481 nucleotides long. Its product is annotated as high mobility group protein B3-like. The record is from RefSeq and is a predicted model, not a curated record. Bases 10 to 615 code for a protein of 201 amino acids. Gene Ontology annotation, biological process: regulation of transcription by RNA polymerase II. Lineage: Eukaryota; Metazoa; Chordata; Mammalia; Dasyuromorphia; Dasyuridae. The transcript has 4 exons. Gene Ontology annotation, molecular function: DNA binding, bending.
ACAUUAGAGAUGGCUAAAGGUGACCCAAAGAAACCUAAAGGCAAAAUGUCUGCAUAUGCCUUCUUUGUACAAACAUGUCGUGAAGAACAUAAGAAAAAAAAUCCUGAAGUUCCUGUCAAUUUUGCAGAAUUUUCAAAGAAGUGUUCAGAAAGAUGGAAGAAUAUGUCUGGGAAGGAAAAAUCCAAGUUUGAUGAAAUGGCAAAGGCUGAUAAAUUGAGAUAUGACAGAGAGAUGAAGGACUAUGGACCUGCUAAAGGAGGGAAGAAAAAAAAGGAUCCCAAUGCCCCCAAACGUCCGCCGUCUGGCUUCUUCCUAUUCUGUUCAGAAUUUCGCCCCAAGAUAAAAUCUACAAAUCCUGGGAUAUCCAUUGGGGAUGUAGCAAAAAAACUUGGUGAGAUGUGGAAUAAUCUGAGUGAUAGUGAAAAGCAACCAUACAAUAAUAAGGCAGCAAAACUGAAGGAAAAAUAUGAAAAGGAUGUUGCUGAUUAUAAGUCCAAAGGAAAGUUUGAAAGUGCAAAGGGAACAGCUAAAGGUUCCCGGAAAAAGGUUGAGGAGGAAGAAGAGGAGGAAGAAGAAGAGGAAGAAGAGGAGGAAGAAGAAGAGGAAGAUGAAUAAAAUUAUAUAUUUGUCUUAAAUUCCAUGGAGUUGGGGAAACACUAAAAUACCUUUAUUGAUACAGUGUCUACUGCAUUACUAGCAUUUAACUUGUAAAAUUGGAAACAGGUAGUCUGGGUAUUUUACCUAUUUAUAUAUCAUGGCUGUGGGUGUUAGGAGCACCUUGAAACUGUAUCAGUAUUGUACAUAUUUCAAAACAUUUUAAAAAUGAAAAGGAAAUUUAAUGUUUUCCCCCUCUCUAUGCACUUUGCGAUUGGUAAAACAAAGCAUUUAAAAAAGUGUUACAGAUUUUCAUGUGUGAUAAUUAUGGUUAUUGGUUAGAAAUCCCAGGUUGUAAACUUAUAUUCUCUCUCUAUAUGGAGGGGAAGAAGUAUGUACAUAUCUCCAUAUACAAUAUAAAUGUAUACCUGCGUGUAAUUACACACACGUGUGUGUAUAUAUAUAUGUAUGUUUUUGUGUUGGUAUGUACUAAACAAAUUGUCAUAUUUGGAAUUAUGACAACAUAAGAAAGGGGAAAUUAAUUUAGUUCUUUCAUUAGGAGACAUGGCCCAAAGCAUGCACUGUUAGAGUAGCUUUAUACAAUGUCCAUCUAGCUUAAAAUUGUCAUUUGGUAUAUAGUGAAAUAGCAGUCUGCUGCCAUUCUUAAAUGUGGCAAGGGGGUAGGGUUUCAGCUAGCAUGAAAAGUUUUGAUUAUGAUUGUUAAAUGCUCUUGUUUUAAAAUGGAAACGUUUUUUAAAAACUUAAGGGACAAUGCAGCAAUGGAAGUCAAAACAUUCUGUACCUAAUAGGAAAUUUGAAUUUUUUUUGUAUGUUUAGGAUGUUAAAAUGUUUUCCACAAUAAAUAAAACAGUAUUAACAUUUUUAAA